ACAUUUGAAAAAUAUUUUAUUCUAAAAAUUGCUCUAUUUUUUCCGACUAAAUUUUACACAGUUAUGUCUGAUGCUGCUUAGGCUCUCAUUUUGACAUUUCAAUACUCCAUUACGGUCCACGUUCCUCACUUAUCCGUCCGCUGAUCAGUUCACACUUCACACUGUGUAAACUGUUCGUGUGCAUCUAUUACCAAUCUAUUACACAUAUAGGCUCACACGAUACUUACACCUAAAUGUAAUAGAAGUUUUGACGUAGGAUUGUAGACACACAAAAGCCUACCAUUGAAGUAAACCUUCCAUAAUUCCUUUCUGCACUGGCCUGGUAUCAAUUAAAGUAUUGAGCUUGUAAACAUAUUUGUACAGAACUUGUAAAUUCAUUAACUCUCUGCGAACUCUCAGUUUUAAUUUUAUAUCCCCACAAAUAAUUAAACUUUGAUUCAAACAUGAGUGAUCUACAAACACACAAAUUGCAGCUUCAGCAGGUCGAAGCUGCUUUAACAACUGAUCCAGGAAAUGAAGAACUAAUAAAACUCAAGAUUGAUCUUGAAGAAAUUAUAGAACUUCAUCAAGAUUUACUUAAAUCACAACAACAAGAAAAAAAGCAAACAGAAACUGAUGAAGAUGAAAAAAAAUUACUUGCAGAAUUAGCUGCUAAAUGGAAAGUAGGUGAUCAAUGCAUGGCUCUUUGGAGUGAAGAUGGAAAGUAUUAUGAGGCUACAAUAGAUGCAAUAAGUGAAGAUGGAUCUGUAAAUGUUACAUUCAAUGAAUACAAAAACAAAGAUGUUACUUCGCUUAAGUGCUUAAAGUCAAUGGCUAAACGUCCAGCAUCGGAUUGGGCUGAUCAAAAAUCAAAAAUGAAGAAACUUCAAAAUUCAGCUCUUGCGAGUAUGGAUCCUUUAAAGCAAAAAGAAUAUUUGAAAAAGAAAAAACAAAAAAAAUUACAACGAUUCAAAGAAAUUGAGGAAGAACGAGAACAAGAGAAAAAUAAAUGGCUUGCAUUUUCUACCAAAGCGUCAAAAAAAGGUGUCGUCAAAAAAAGUAUAUUUGCUACACCAGAAAAUAUAAAUGGACGAGUAGGAAUAGGUACCUGUGGUGUUAGUGGAAAAGAAAUGACAAAAUAUACCAAUGGUGAAAAGUGGAGACGAGGAACGUAGGCUAUCUUAAAUAUCAUGCUUUCUAAUAUUUUAUUCAGGAUUAGAAAUUAAUUGUAUAUUUUAAUUAUUUUAUCAAUAAUAAGUUGAACUUA
Molecule: messenger RNA, 1246 nt
Organism: Trichogramma pretiosum
Lineage: Eukaryota; Metazoa; Arthropoda; Insecta; Hymenoptera; Trichogrammatidae
Gene: Spf30
Product: survival of motor neuron-related-splicing factor 30
Exons: 4
Coding region: 444-1154 (236 amino acids)
Biological process (GO): mRNA processing; regulation of alternative mRNA splicing, via spliceosome
Cellular component (GO): nucleus; cytoplasm; precatalytic spliceosome
Molecular function (GO): RNA binding
Source: RefSeq, a predicted model, not a curated record